AUGGAUUUCUCUAAAUUCAGCAAGGGUUUCUCUGAUUUCAGUGCGCAGAUUACUCCGUUUGCGUCACGGACCUUCCAGUUUACCAAGGAGCAGUUGGGCCAAGCAGAUGAUCGAACUGAGCUUCCUGCCGACUACAUCGACCUUGAGAAAAAGGUCGAUGCGCUGAAACAAGCCCACCAGAAGAUGCUUGCGGUGACUUCGCAAUAUACCAACGAAGCCUAUGACUAUCCUCCCAACAUCAAGGAGACAUUUCAAGAUCUUGGCCGAACCGUGAGUGAGAAGGUCAGCCUUCUAUCUUCGGCUACAUCUACUGCAGAGGCCCAAGCAGCUCUCGUGGCUCCAGCAUCUGCGAAGCCGCAACCGAAGACUUUCAACCAUGCCAUCUCUCGUGCGAGCUUAUCCAGCAGCCAGCUCCUGCACCAGCACCACACUGGUGCUGGCGAAGAUCCUCUGGCAACAGCUCUCGAGAAAUAUGCACUUGCUAUGGAACGAGUGGGCGACGCACGCCUUGCCCAGGAUUCACAAAUUCAAAGCCGGUUCCUAGCAGGAUGGAACACGACUCUCAAUACCAAUCUUACCUUUGCGGCGCGUGCUAGAAAGAAUGUUGAAAAUUCAAGAUUGACCCUCGAUGCUGUCAAAGCUCGUGUAAAGGGAACAACCUUUAAACUUGGCGGCGGCCACGCUCGGGCUGACCGUCCCGACGAAGCAGAGCUCAGCGCUGAUGCUCAAGAAGAAAUCGAGAAAGCAGAGGACGAAUUCGUGACCCAGACCGAGGAAGCGGUUGGUGUGAUGAAGAACGUUUUGGACACCCCUGAACCACUUCGUAACCUCGCCGAACUUGUUGCUGCCCAAAUGGAAUAUCACAAGAAGGCAUACGAGAUCCUAAGUGAACUCGCUCCGGUCCUCGAGACCCUGCAGACGGAGCAAGAAGCCAGCUACCGAAGAAAUCGUGAUAUGGCUUGA
Molecule: messenger RNA, 963 nt
Organism: Trichoderma breve
Lineage: Eukaryota; Fungi; Ascomycota; Sordariomycetes; Hypocreales; Hypocreaceae
Product: bin/amphiphysin/Rvs domain for vesicular trafficking domain-containing protein
Exons: 6
Coding region: 1-963 (320 amino acids)
Cellular component (GO): cytoplasm
Molecular function (GO): protein binding
Source: RefSeq, a predicted model, not a curated record